GCAUCCUUGUCGAAAGCUCGCGCUCUCUCAGUUCAACUUUCAACUCCCAACUUUGCGCGACCCGCAACAACUGCCGCCAAGAUGUCGUCGUCACAAUCUAGAAACGGCGGCGAGCGCAUGAUUCACCAGGACUACAUCGCCAGGAUACGCUAUUCCAAUGCGCUGCCCCCGCCGCCAAACCCGCCGAAGCUGCUCGAAAUCCCCAACACAGGCCUCGCGAACGGCCAAUACACCACCCCCGGCUUUGCGUCGCGCCUUGCGCGCGAGCAGCCAUUGAACAUUGAAGCCGAUGCCGAGCUUGGAAUGCCAUUAGACCUGGUCGGCAUGCCCGGCGUCUUCGAUGGCGACGAGAGCUCCAUUCAAGCGCCCGCCCAGCCACCGCCUGUUCACCCCCGCGAUCGCCUCCUCCUCCGCCCCCUCUCAACCCUCGGCAAGCCCAAGAUCGGCGACACGGCCGUGUCCUUCCUCCGACGAACAGAGUACAUCUCAUCAGGGCAGGCCCGGCCAAAACCCACCGACCACUUGUUCCUCAAGCCGUCGUCGGGCAACGCCGUAAAACGGCCCGAAAAGCGCAAGGUCUCCCCCGAGCCUGACAGGGGCACACCCGCCUGGAUCAAGCGACGCAUCGAAAAGAGCUUCGAAGCGGCCGCCGCCCAGCUCGCCGACCGGACGCGCGUCAAGCACCCAUCCAAGCGCAACGUCAAGGUCGUCGACGCCUUUCCCGUGCUGCCCGACCUGGAAGCCUUCCCGGACUCGGGCGCCUACGUGACAGUCAAGUUCAGCACGAACCCGGUCAGCUCGAGCGACUCGUACGACACACGCCUGCUCUCGGGCAUCUUCAAGCCCAUCGAGCGCACCGCCGCCGAGGAGCAGCUGUACGAGGCGGCCCGCGCGGCCUGGGAGCGCGACCCGACCCAGCCCAAGCCGUCGCAGAUGAUGAACUACGACCUCUUCCUGCCCGCCGACACCCGGACCGGCGAGAACUUCCGCGCCAAGUUCGACGUGGACAACGACGAGCGCGACAGCCACUCGCUCUACACCAGCAGCGACGCCGGCGGCAGCUUCCGCUUCCCGCGCGUGCGCGCGUACGAGACGGCCCAGGAGAAGGAGAUGGACCACGACAACAAGUACGACGAGGAGGUCAUCCUGGCCUUCCGCGACGACGAGGCCGCCACCAAGGGCCGCACCGACGACAGCGCCCAGAAGGCCGUCUACUACUACCCCGUCAUGCAGCGCACCACCAUCCGCAGCCAGCGGACCAAGAACAUCGCGCGCACCAACGGCAUCACCGACGAGGAGGAGUCCCACCUGGACGAGCUGCACGUGCGCAUCGACGACCCGAGCGAGGAGCUCCGCGCCGAGCUGCUGCGCUACAAGCAGCAGCCGGUCGGGGACCUGCCGGAGGACGACGACGAGGAGGAGGAGGAGGAGGAUGGUGCGGAAGAAGAAGAGCGGUAUCGGGAGGAUGGGCCGCGGCAGUCCGAGUCUGCCAGCCCGGCGCCGAACGGGGCGCGGGCGAGCCAAGAGGAACGGCAGUCCGAUGCCGAGCGGGACGCCGAGGGCGACGAGGAUGAGUAGCGGGGCAUUUGAAUUUGGAAAAAAAAGAAGCAGUUAACAAGGAUUUGCUUGCUAUAUGGGUCAGGGCACUCAUUGUCGAGCGCGGAGUUUGUGGCAGGGCAUCUCGAUCAAAAUCGGAUAACUGGGAAUAAUACACCGUGAAGAUAUGACUGAUUGACAUCAAGCGACGCCUGCAGCAGAGUGCGUACAUCCAAACCCGCCGUCAAGAACGACAGCUGGAUAUCCGUCAUUUUAUUGCCCUUAGUCUAUUCAUGUACAGGUAUCUGUACAGCAUGCAACAAGUGAGAUCACACCCAUUGAUCGAUCCAUAUAUACGCCUUCAUCCAAGCCAUAA
Thermothielavioides terrestris NRRL 8126 is the source of this 1912-nucleotide messenger RNA. RefSeq lists its product as uncharacterized. The transcript is spliced from 2 exons. NCBI's taxonomy places the organism in Eukaryota, Fungi, Ascomycota, Sordariomycetes, Sordariales, Chaetomiaceae. Gene Ontology annotation, cellular component: Cdc73/Paf1 complex. The annotation marks the transcript as partial. The record is from RefSeq and is a predicted model, not a curated record. Gene Ontology annotation, biological process: transcription elongation by RNA polymerase II. Gene Ontology annotation, molecular function: chromatin binding; RNA polymerase II complex binding.